AAUGGAGUCAGACAUCUCACAAGCCUUCCAGAAAGAACUCACCUGCUUCAUCUGCCUGAGCUGCCUGACAGACCCAGUCACCAUAAGCUGUGGUCACAGCUUCUGUCAAGCCUGCCUCCACCUUUCCUGGGAAGACAUCGAAUGUCCUGUCCAAUGCCCUAUGUGCAGGGAACCAGCCCAGAAGAAGGGCUUGAGAACUAACAUUGUUCUGAAGGAGCUGGUGUCCAUUGCCAGAAAAGCCAGCCUCAUGAAGGACCUGAGCUCUGAGGAGCAUAAGUGUGUGACUCACAUGGAAACAAAGAGGAUCUUCUGUGCUGAGAACAGGAUCUUCCUCUGUCAACUCUGCUCAAACUCCCACGAGCACAGAGGACACAGACACUGUCCCACUGAAGUAGCUGCUGAGGAUCAAAUGCAAAGACUUCUAGAGCAAAUGACAUGUUUAUGGGAGAAGAUUCAAGAAAAUCAAGAGAAUAUAAAGGCAGAGAACAGAAUGAUAACUUUGUGGAUGGAGGAUGGAAUGAGGGAGGACAAAAUACUUUGCAAAUAUGAUUGGGAAUGUUUUUUUCUUCAGGACUACUUGACUUUUCGGGAAGAAAUGAUCAGGACAGAGUAUAGAAAGCUACAUCCACUCCUCUGUGAAGAGGAAGAGAAACACAUUGAGUCUAUGGGAAAUGAAGGCCAAUUUGUUUUAGAGAAACUCAAGACAAGUGAAGCCAUGAUGUUCCAAAAGAACAAAGAACUAAGAGACAUGUAUCAGGAGCUGAUGGCAAUGUCCCAGGAGCCAUAUGUGGUCCUGCUGCAGGGUUUGGACGACAUGUUCAGAAGGAGUGAGUCAACGCAGCUAAGCAUGCCUCAGACUACGAACCCAGAACUCAAUGCCCUACCCAUCACUGGACUGACUGAAAGUUACAAACAGUUCCAAGUUCACAUUUUCUUUGAAAAUACAAUCGUAUUCCAUCACAAAAUGAACAUAUUUAAUGCCAUGAGAAGAUUUAUCUUUCGACCUCACCAUAAAGAUACACCUGCAGAUUCUGCUGGAUGCUAUUUUGCUUCCUGGAGAUCAAAGAACUCCUUCACUUCUGGGAGAUAUUACUGGGAACUGGAUUUGAAGGACACUUGGGACUGGGCUGUGGGGUUCUGUAAGGAUUCCUGGUUAAGGAACAGAAACCAACUGACUGACUAUGAAGGUGCAUUUCUUCUUGUGUGUGUGAAGGAGGGUAGUCAUUAUAGUCUCCUCACCACGUGCCCAGUAUUCCAGCACUAUAUAAAGAAGCCAAUAGGUCGAGUUGGGGUGCUCCUUGAUUGUGUGGAUGGAAGUUUAAGUUUCCUGAAUGUUGCUCGGAGUUCUCUCAUAUACAGGUACCCCCCUGGUACCUUUAAUUAUCAGGUCAAGCCUUUCUUCCUCACUGGCUACACUUGGUCAUAG
Peromyscus leucopus (white-footed mouse) is the source of this 1426-nucleotide messenger RNA. Its product is annotated as tripartite motif-containing protein 43B-like. The coding region runs from base 2 to 1426 and encodes 474 amino acids. Lineage: Eukaryota; Metazoa; Chordata; Mammalia; Rodentia; Cricetidae. The transcript is spliced from 6 exons. Gene Ontology annotation, molecular function: zinc ion binding; protein binding. The record is from RefSeq and is a predicted model, not a curated record.